Paramecium tetraurelia is the source of this 790-nucleotide messenger RNA. RefSeq lists its product as uncharacterized. Lineage: Eukaryota; Ciliophora; Oligohymenophorea; Peniculida; Parameciidae. The record is from RefSeq and is a predicted model, not a curated record. The transcript has 5 exons.
AUGGAUUUAAUGCUAGACUAAGAGAUUGCCUAGGUAGAGAAGGUAGAAGAAUAGAUUUCUAGCUCUUCUGAAUGUUCUUAAAACUCUGAUUCUUCUUUUGAUUUAGAAAAUAAUGGCAACAACAAAUCACAUCUAAAAUAACUGGCAAGUGACCAAAACGGAGAUGAUAAAAAAAGAAAAGGUAAGUUUGGCUUAAAAUAUGCCAAAAUUUCGAACAGGUAGAGACAAGCAUUGAUCGAAAGAGUUACCUCUACUGGUUGUACUAUUAAGAGUGCUGCUAAAGACUUGAGUAUCAACUUCUCAACAGCCAAGGCAAUUAUGCAGAUUUUUAGAAGAGAAGGUAGAGUAACAAAAAAAAUAGUCAGAGAAAUAAAAUAGAAAUCCAAUAAGAAUUUAGGAUCAAAUAACGAAGAUAACAUUUAGAAAAAAUCUUUAUUUGACACCUAAAAUCAGAAGUUUGUAAAAGUUGAGGCAAUUUAGGACAAUAACGAGACAAAUUUAUAUUAAUAGGCAGAAGAGGCCAAUAGACAUUAAGCUUUAAUUAUUCAACAAUUGAAUACUUAAAACCUAUAUUUACAAAGCAGAAUUAAUCAAUUAUAACAAGAUAAAUUAUAAUUAAACUCAAAGUAUGAAUUAAUGGUAAUGCAAUAUCAUUAAUUAUAAUAAAUGGCUCAACAAUUCCUUUAGCCUUGCAUGUUCUAAUUUCCUACAUUUGCUCAGUGAAUCUUUAACCUUAUUCAAUAUCUAUUAUUAUAAAUAAAUUUUAAUAAUAUGUAAUUAAAAACAAAAA